This is a messenger RNA of Dovyalis caffra, 741 nucleotides long. Lineage: Eukaryota; Viridiplantae; Streptophyta; Magnoliopsida; Malpighiales; Salicaceae. The record is from the annotation of a GenBank genome assembly.
AUGUCGUCAGCGCAAGACCCUUUCUAUAUUGUGAAGGAGGAGAUUCAAGAAUCUAUUGACAAGUUGCAAUCUUCUUUUCACCAAUGGGAACGGAUUUCUUCUGAUACGGGAGAGCAAGUGCGUCUUACAAAGGAGCUGCUUGCUGCUUGUGAGAGCAUCGAGUGGAAGGUGGAUGAAUUGGACAAAGCAAUUUCUGUAGCGGCUAGAGAUCCUUCUUGGUAUGGAAUUGAUGAAGCAGAACUUGAAAAACGGAGAAGAUGGACCAGCACUGCUCGCGCUCAGGUGGGCAAUGUGAAGAAAGCAGUAGUAUCUGGAAGAGAGGUGAAUCUUAGUGGAACUGCUAGUGUGAAUGGGAUGCGCAGAGAAUUAUUGAGGAUGCCUAAUGCUCAACAGACUGACAAAUCCAAUCAGUAUAGUCAAGAUAAUGAUGAUUUUAUACAAUCAGAAUCAGAUAGACAAAUGCUUCUUAUAAAGCAACAGGAUGAGGAGUUGGAUGAGCUUAGUGCCAGUGUGGAGAGAAUUGGAGGUGUUGGCCUUACCAUACACGAAGAACUCCUUGCACAGGAAAAAAUCAUAGAUGAUUUGGAUACGGAAAUGGACACUACAUCGAAUCGACUUGAUUUUGUUCAGAAAAAAGUGGCUAUGGUCAUGAAGAAGGCCAGCACAAAGGGGCAAUUGAUGAUGAUAUUGUUUUUGGUCGUUUUGUUCAUCAUCUUAUUUGUUCUGGUCUUCUUGACCUAA